AUGCCUUCAAGAACUGCCCAGAUUCGCUUUGUAAGUUCACAUCCUGAAGUUUAUGAACCAUGUGAUGAUUCAUUUGCCUUGGUUGAUGCACUGCUAGCUGAUCGAACCAACUUGUUAGAACACCGUCCUACACUAUGCAUGGAAAUUGGUUGUGGUAGUGGGUACAUUAUCACUUCCCUAGCUCUUAUACUUGGACAGGAGGCUAAUGGGGCCUACUAUAUGGCCACAGACAUCAACCCUCAUGCAGUGAAAGUGACUCGUGAGACUCUGGACGCGCAUGGGGUUGAUGCAGAGUUGAUAACUACUGACAUUGCCUCUGGACUAGCGAGGCGAUUGGCAGGAUUGGUGGAUGUGAUCGUCGUGAACCCACCUUAUGUGCCAACACCUGAAGAGGAAGUGGGUCGUGGUGGGAUUGCCUCUGCUUGGGCUGGAGGGGAGAAUGGCCGGAGUGUUAUUGAUAAGAUAUUGCCUAUUGCUGACAUUCUUUUGUCAGACAAGGGAUGGUUGUAUAUGGUUACGCUUACAGCAAAUAGUCCCUCAGACAUUUGCCGUCAAAUGAGACAGAAGGGUUAUGCUUCUCGAAUUGUUUUGCAGAGAUCAACAGAAGAAGAGAGUCUCCACAUUGUUAAAUUUUGGCGCGAUUUUGAUACUCAGGGGGCAGCAAGUGACAUUUAUAGUGUUAAGAAAACAGGUCAUGCUAAUCUCGUGGAAUCUCUGCUUUCACAGUGUUCUCAGUUAUCGUUCUGGAGACAUAAUAAUGGCAAUAGUAGCUGACGUAUUAAAAGGUAAGAGAAAAAUCUAUUCACCCAGAUAUUAUUGUGUUCUGUUUUAAUUUGAUUUCUAUAUUGCCUUUCCUUGGUUGGUUGGUUGUUUUCCACCAAAUAGUGGAAACCUCAAAUAGGAAUUUUCAGGGAGUUCGUAAAUUCCCUAGGUAUUCAAUUCAAUCCUUUUCCCUCACGCCAGCUUGCUCUCUUCCAUUGCUGAAAAAAAUCUUUCAAUCUUUCUACUUUUCUUGGAUACUUGUGUUUAGUUAUGGGACGGGAAGCCUCUCGUGGAGAAGUGGCAGAAAGACCGAAGCCCAAUCGAAGGCUGAUCGAUUGAUGUCGCGCUGAUCUGCAAAUUUGGAGGGCUUUCUCUAGGGUUUCAUGCCCACUCUAUAAAUCCAACGAACGCCGGGUCCAUGUCUCUACCGUAGUCAAGUCUGUAAUGCUGAGGUGCUUUGGACAUUAGGACCUAAAAUUUCAGUGAAAAGUGAUGAUGCACGUAGUCAUGACCAGCUUCAUUGAAAACGAUUACCACGACAGAAAUGGGGCAUCAAUAUUUUGCAAUUAACACAGGAUAAUGGUAUAAUACCAAAGCGUUGACUUCUUUUUGGGUUCCCCCGAGACUUCAACCAACCAGGCCAUGCAUUCAUUUUUUUUUUUAAAUUAUACAAUAGUCAAUUAUAUAAAGACUACUUUCAG
Messenger RNA from Ilex paraguariensis (yerba mate), 1463 nucleotides. NCBI's taxonomy places the organism in Eukaryota, Viridiplantae, Streptophyta, Magnoliopsida, Aquifoliales, Aquifoliaceae. The record is from the annotation of a GenBank genome assembly.